Messenger RNA from Mollisia scopiformis, 910 nucleotides. RefSeq lists its product as uncharacterized. Lineage: Eukaryota; Fungi; Ascomycota; Leotiomycetes; Helotiales; Mollisiaceae. The transcript has 2 exons. The coding region runs from base 166 to 777 and encodes 203 amino acids. The record is from RefSeq and is a predicted model, not a curated record.
CAUAUGAGACAAUUCUUGGAUCCAAUAACCUCCGUCUAACUUCCGGCCCCGAAAACUUAGGAAGGCCUUGAUGAGGCGUGUCACGUGUGUUCCAAAUCAUCCCCAAAAUCCAAGGCAUCGUCAUCUCCUCAGAGUCAAACCCACAUUGACAACGAAUCCGCCAAAAUGCGAUAUACACCACUCGUCUAUUCCCUACUGACUGCGACACUUGCAGUCUCUGCUCUCCCCGAAAAACAACGACCUUUACAGAAUAAUCUCGGUCCCGCGAUGCCUCCCCCUCCGUCCGACUCGCCCUCCACCUCAGACCCCUCGGGCGGCGAUACGGUUAUCCUUUCAGAUGUGCUGGGAAAUGAUCGCAGUAUCAAUAUCUUUGCAGGCUUCACCCGCGAUUUCGCUACGAUCAGUCAGAGAUUCGAAGAUAGUGCGUUGAAUACGACGAUAUUAGCGCCUGUUAAUAGCGCGAUUAUGGGAUUACCUCGUAAACCGUGGGAAGAUCCAAAGGAUUAUGAUGAGUUAGGAGCGAAUGCGUAUGAAGGUGGAGAUGGAGAGGAGAGAGCUCAGAGGAAUCUGAGGAGGUUCGUGGAGCAACAUUGUGUUGCUGCUAGUCCCUGGAAGGAGGGGGAGAAGUUAAAGACGCUUGCUGGAGAUGAGAUUUGGUGGGAGAGUAAGGAUGGGGUUAAGAUGAUUCAACCUGGCAAGAUUGAGGUCAGCAGCGUUGCGAGCAGAGUUCAUAAUGGGGAAGUUUGGAUACUGAAGGGUGUACGAAACUAUGCUUGAGCUGGGAUACCCUACAUCUUUAUUUUGCGAAUUAGGCGUACAUAUGGAAGGGGCUUGGACUAGUUUUAUAAUGGAUUAUGAUAGAUUAUGUCGAUGUGUAUUGAGAGAGUUUUGAUGAGAGCUACUGUGCCGU